AUGUCCACCGAAACGACCCUCAUCGACGACUCGGAUCCCGUCGUGCAGUAUCAAGCUGGGUGGAUGCCGGACUCAGGAAUCAUUGGCGUGUAUGGAACCAGGCAUGGAGCGGCUGCAGCGCCGCUGGAGGUCCGGCUGCCGUUCUCAGGGACAGGAGUUCAAGUGUUCGGACAAGUCGGACCGUCCUCUCUGUACGGUCAACCGACGACACAGUACGCCGUAGACGGCAAGAAAAUCAGCACCUACACCGCGCCGUUCACCCCCACAGACACCACAAGCUACAACGUCUCAUUCUUUGCGAUGCACGGGCUUAACGCCGCGGACCACGAGCUUGUUAUCACCACCACCAACGGGACUGCGCCGAACACCUUCUGGCUCGACUUCUUUCUCAUCGACGUACCCGCAGGGGGCACCGUUCCCAGCUCCACUGCUUCGUCGACGACUUCGACUUCGGUCUCCGCUUCGCCAGCGGCUUCUGCAGAUGUUGCGCCGGGCGUUACAGGGGGCAAGAAGGACAUCGCCGCCAUCGUCGGCGGGGUCCUCGGCGCGAUCGUUUUCCUCCUCCUCCUCUCCGCUGUGUUCUACCUGUGGACCCGUGUGAGGAAGUUGACUCGUGCUACAAGUGAUCCACGCCAUGUCGUUCCGUCCGAUAUCGACGAUGCAAAGUACCCCGAGUCGUCUUCCUCACCAGUCCCUCAAGAGACCUUUGCGCAUCCUCCUACCUCACCCAUGGGUGUCACUGUCGCUGCCACGACGCCAAUCGCGGGCUCUGUUCUCCACGACCGCUCACCCGAACCAUCGUCCCCUUCUCCUGAUGGCCCCGCUCCGCCCACAGCCUUGCCGUCCUCAGCAUCCCUCGAAUCCGAUGCUGAUGUCCUUGCGCCGCACACGGAAGUCUCCCGCGCGCAUUGGUACGCCGCGCCGGAGCUGCAGUCACGGGCGCAGUCUCUCCUCAGCGUAUUCUCCGCCCGUAACAGCCCUCGUCCCACCGGCAAGGUGUCCAGCCCGGGAGAACCCGCACUGGAAGGUGGCCCUGUCGUGGACUCGGGUUUGCGGCAAUACAACGAGCCGAUGCUGCCUCCUGCGUAUACUGCCGACUGA
Molecule: messenger RNA, 1101 nt
Organism: Epithele typhae
Lineage: Eukaryota; Fungi; Basidiomycota; Agaricomycetes; Polyporales; Epitheliaceae
Exons: 3
Coding region: 1-1101 (366 amino acids)
Source: RefSeq, a predicted model, not a curated record